UAGUCGCCAAUUGUUAUUAACUUCAGUCCUCUCCCAUUUCACUCUCUCAUAAUCCCUCUUCUCUCUCUCUUUCUCUCAGUCCAUCGCAGGCGACCCUCCUACCGGCCACCGUCCACCACUGUCGCACACGAGCGCCCACCUCCUCACCGGCGACAGUACAACCCACCUCCCCACCAGCGACGACAAAACCCACCGUCCACCUUUGUGCAUAUGUGAUUUUUUCAAAAAUUAAUUCCAUAUAUAUAUGUAUGUAUGUAUGUGGGUGUAGAUCUUCCAGGGUUCUAUUUUGAUGCGGAGAAGAACAGGUACUUCGCUAUCAAAGGCCCAAUUCCGGGUUCUUCUCGCAAUUCUUCUUCUGCUUCGACUUCAUAUUCUUCUAUCCAAGUCCAAUCUGGUUCAACUCCAGAGUUUGGUUCUACUCCUCAUUGCUUACCUUGCAGUACGGUGCUCAGCCUCUCAUUUCCAAACACUUCGUCAGGACUGUUGAUCUCUCCACUCAAGUAUCUGAACCUCACAAGAAAAACUUGUUUUUGCAAAGUUUAUACAAAGAGGGGCAAGAGAAAUCACAUAUGACAAAUGGUAACAACAGCGGGAAGCAUGCUUUUCAUAGUGACAUUCAAGAUAAGGAUAUUGUUGAAGCUCUAGAAAAUGAGGUUUAAUUUUGGACAGACUUUUCAAAAGUUCACUAUCAUCCCUAGAGUCUAUAUGAAUAUAAUGGUUUUCAUAUGAUUGUAUGGAAUUAUUAUUUUAGAUUGGAAUAUACUUAGUUUGUAUGGAAUUUGACAUUAAGUUAUUUCUUUUUGGAUGGUUGGAAGUGAAAUGGAUGCAAAUUGCGAAAUGAUUGAUAAUA
Messenger RNA from Camellia sinensis, 850 nucleotides. Lineage: Eukaryota; Viridiplantae; Streptophyta; Magnoliopsida; Ericales; Theaceae. The record is from RefSeq and is a predicted model, not a curated record.